AUGUCCCCGACCAUCCCCGAGAACCAAUGGGCCCAGGUAGUUGAAAAGAAAGGCGGCCCUCCGGUGUACAAGCAGAUCUCCGUCAUCAAGCCGGGCCCAGAUGAGGUGCUUGUGAAAAUAAAAUACUCAGGAGUAUGCCACACAGAUCUGCACGCAAUGAAGGGUGACUGGCCGUUACCGCUGAAGUUGCCGCUGGUGGGCGGACACGAAGGCGCGGGCGUGGUGGUGGCCAAGGGCGCGCGGGCCAAGGGGAUCGAAGUCGGUGACCACGCUGGUAUCAAAUGGCUAAACGGAUCGUGCCUAGCGUGUGAGUUCUGCGAGACCGCCGACGAGCCGCUCUGCGCAAAAGCUCAGCUGUCGGGUUACACUGUGAACGGCACCUUUCAGCAGUACGCGAUCGGCAAGGCGACCCAUGUGUCCAAGCUGCCAAAAGAGGUGCCUCUCGAUGCAGUGGCACCCAUCCUCUGUGCGGGAAUCACUGUCUAUAAGGGUCUCAAGGAGUCUGGUGCGCGUCCCGGCCAGACGAUUGCUAUUGUCGGCGCGGGCGGUGGCCUGGGCUCGCUGGCGCAGCAAUAUGCGCGGGCGAUGGGGUUGCGCAUCAUUGCGAUCGAUGGUGGAGAUGAGAAGCGUGAUAUGUGCUUGAAGCUUGGUUCCGAGGUUUACAUCGACUUCACCAAAUCCAAGGACCUCGUCGGUGACAUCAAGGCCGCCACUCACGAAGCGCUAGGUGUCCACGCCGUAAUUCUGCUCGCUGUCUCCGAGAAGCCAUUCCAGCAGGCGAUCGAGUAUGUCCGCCCCCGCGGCGCCAUCGUGGCCAUUGGGAUGCCCGCCAACGCAUUUCUCAAGGCUCCCGUCUUCGAGACCGUCGUCAAGAUGAUCGAGAUUAAGGGCAGCUAUGUCGGUAACCGCCAAGAUGGGGUCGAGGCUGUCGACUUUUUUUCCCGCGGCCUGAUCAAGGCGCCGUUCCAGACUGUUCCGCUGAAGGACCUGCCGCAGGUGUUUGAGCUGAUGGAACAAGGCAAGAUUGCUGGCCGAUACAUCCUUGAAAUUCCCGAAUGA
This is a messenger RNA of Penicillium cataractarum, 1059 nucleotides long. RefSeq names its product zinc-dependent alcohol dehydrogenase. The record is from RefSeq and is a predicted model, not a curated record. The transcript has 3 exons. NCBI's taxonomy places the organism in Eukaryota, Fungi, Ascomycota, Eurotiomycetes, Eurotiales, Aspergillaceae. Gene Ontology annotation, molecular function: oxidoreductase activity; zinc ion binding. The coding region runs from base 1 to 1059 and encodes 352 amino acids.